ACCGUCAGCAAUACUACUGUCGACGCCAGCUGAGACCUAGAAUUAAGAUUAUCGAAUUGUCUAUCAACAAAAUGGCGGCGAUAACGAUUCAAGGUUUCAUUUACGGUUCGCUUCAAAGAAUGGUUAGACUAUCAUGAAGGGAUUGCAGUGAAAUUAGAACAGCUGUAAAAGAAGUGAUGUUUUAUUUUAUGUAAACAAAAAAAAGCAAAAACAAAACCAAUAGAUACUAAAAGUAUCACAAUAAAUUAUUGAUAAUAAAUACUUGUUAAGAGCACGCAAGAUAAAAUGGCUUAUAAAGAAACCAUACAACAUCAGCCAAGUCUUCUAAGAGAGGCUGUAAUUCAGAUUGGUGCAGGAGGUUUUGCAGGUUUUGUAGAAGCCUGCAUGAUGCAUCCAAUGGACCUUAUUAAAACACGUUUCCAACUGCAAGUCAAAGUUGCACAGCAAGAUGCUCUUUACUAUACAGGAAUUCAUGACUGUAUAAAAAAAAUGUAUAUACAUGAAGGGCUAGCAGCAUUUUGGAAAGGUAUAUUACCACCAAUUAUCAUGGAAACUCCCAAAAGAGCUGUAAAAUUCUUCUCCUUUGAGCAGUAUAAGAAGUUGUUUAGCAAUAAUACAUCAAAAACAAUGACAUAUUAUUAUGCUGGCUUCUUAACUGGAGUAACAGAGGGUAUUUUAGUAAAUCCAUUUGAAGUUGUUAAAGUGCAAUUGCAAUCUAACCGUAAACAUAUCAGUCACAGCCCAUCUACUUUUGCUGUGACUCAACGUAUUCUUACCGAGCAUGGUUUUGGAUUAAAUGGUUUGAAUAAAGGUCUAUCUGCCACAAUAAUGAGAAAUUCUAUUUUUAAUACAUUUUAUUUUGGAAUCUAUAAUUCUGUAGUUCCUCAGUUACUUAAACAGAAGGAUCAAGUUCCAGAAUUACUUCUUAAGUUUAUUGUAGGUUUUAUAUCAGGGACAGUGGCAUCCUGUAUGAACAUACCCUUUGAUGUUGCUAAAAGUCGUAUUCAAGGACCUCAAGGUGAAAUUCAAUAUAAAAGUACACUACAAACUAUUUACUUAGUCUAUCACAGAGAAGGAUUUAGAGCUUUAUACAAAGGAUUAGUACCAAAAAUAUUGCGAUUAGGACCAGGUGGCGCCAUAAUGCUCAUAGUUUACGAGCAAGUGAAAUCAUAUUUUAGUAUGGAAAUUGAUAAUUGAUUGGAGUUCUAGACUGCAAUAAAGACUGACUACGUGCAUUUAUUUAACGACAUUGUUAUAAAUUAUUCAGAAAAAUUUAGAAGGUCUAAUUACGACAUCAGUUAUUGUUAUACAAAGCUUUUGAAGUUGGUAGAUUUAACAUAGAAGCAUAGAAGGAGGAAAAAAGAAAAGGAGGUAA
This is a messenger RNA of Hylaeus volcanicus, 1375 nucleotides long. RefSeq names its product mitochondrial 2-oxodicarboxylate carrier. The transcript is spliced from 7 exons. Bases 286 to 1197 code for a protein of 303 amino acids. NCBI's taxonomy places the organism in Eukaryota, Metazoa, Arthropoda, Insecta, Hymenoptera, Colletidae. The record is from RefSeq and is a predicted model, not a curated record.